Molecule: messenger RNA, 1623 nt
Organism: Diaporthe amygdali
Lineage: Eukaryota; Fungi; Ascomycota; Sordariomycetes; Diaporthales; Diaporthaceae
Exons: 3
Coding region: 1-1623 (540 amino acids)
Biological process (GO): transmembrane transport
Molecular function (GO): transmembrane transporter activity
Source: RefSeq, a predicted model, not a curated record
AUGCCGCACGAGGCGAGAUUAUCUCAGCCUUCUUCUCAGGUUCCAAGCAACUUCUCGUACCAGUCACGUCUAGAGAUUGGACCGCGGCAGUUGGAAGCAGGAGAAAACUCAGAGCCUGACGAAAAGGAGAGAGAUUCUGGCGCCAACACUCCUUCAGAAUUGCUGCCAGCUAAAAAUGAGACCGCAGAGGGAACUGCGCAGCCUGAGCUUGGCUCCGAGCUCAUAGUAUGGUGGAAUGAGCCAGAAGAUCAGGACCCCGAAAAUCCUAUGAACUGGUCGUCAAGAAGAAAAUGGUUCAACAUUAUUACUAUCUCUGUAAUCAGCUUUCUCGUACCUCUUAUAUCGUCAAUGCUCUCACCAGCGGUGCAGCUGGUCAUGCAAGAGUUCAACACCACCUCGACCACAUUCGCGACCUUCGUGGUCUCGAUCUUCGUGUUGGGCUUUGCCUGCGGCCCGUUACUGCUUGCCCCAUUGAGUGAGCUUUACGGCCGCGUGCUCAUCUACAAUAUCACGAAUGUGCUAUUCCUGGCUUUUACUAUUGGCUGUGCACUCUCACAGAACGAAUCGAUGCUCCUGGCUUUCCGAUUCUUGUCUGGAUUUGCCGGUGUGGCUACGAUUACUAUAGGCUCAGGAACUAUCGCGGAUAUUAUGCCACGCGAGAAGAGAGGCAAGGCCGUCUCGAUCUGGUCCGUCGGCACCAUCCUUGGGCCGAUGGUUGGGCCCAUCAUUGGUGGUUCUGUGACAGAGAAAUAUGGCUGGAGAUGGAUGUUCUGGGUCAUCUCAAUGGUUGUCGGUGUUGUCACCAUCUUCACGUUUGUUGUUUUGAGAGAAACAUACCCAGUCGUGUUAUUGGAAAGGAAAGCAGCCAGGCUCAGAAAGCAAACAGGAAAUUCCAAUUACCGAUCAAAGCUCGCUCCUGAUAUCACUCCCAGAGAGCUUUUCAAACGGAGCAUUAUGCGACCUACGAAGAUGCUUUUCUGCUGUCCAAUAGUCACCGUCAUGUGCACAUACGUUGCCGUCCUCUACGGCAUACUGUACCUACUCUUUGCCACAUACUCAUUUGUUUUCAAGGAAGUAUACGGGUACUCGACGUUCGCGGCCGGCCUCGUAUUCCUUGCUGGUGGGAUCGGCACUUUGACUGGACUGUUGUACAUUGCAAAAUCCAGCGACAGAAACCUGAAGAAGCGCGCGGCCGCCGGGAAGAUGGUCACUCCCGAGGACCGACUACCCCUCAUCAUCACAGUUCCCGGGGCCCUGACGUUUCCCAUGGGGUUGUUUCUGUAUGGUUGGACUGUUGAAUACAAAGUCCACUGGAUCGUCCCUCAGAUUGGAACGGCAAUCACCGGAUUCGGGUCCAUACUCAUCUUUGUGGGCAUUCAGACAUACCUCAUCGAUGCGUUCGAGGGAUACGCUGCCAGCGUCGUCGGUGCCAAUGCUGUGUUAAGAGGCACUGCUGGAGCGCUCCUCCCGCUGAGUGGUUUGCAGUUAUAUGAUGCCCUUGGAUGGGGCUGGGGGAACAGCUUGUUGGGCUUUCUCACUCUGGCAUUUGCUCCUGUACCUUUGGUCAUCGGCUUUUAUGGGGCCAAGAUCCGGAACUCAAGGCGAAACCAAAUCCAGCUAUAA